Erigeron canadensis is the source of this 2300-nucleotide messenger RNA. RefSeq names its product DDB1- and CUL4-associated factor 8-like. Gene Ontology annotation, molecular function: protein binding. The transcript has 6 exons. The record is from RefSeq and is a predicted model, not a curated record. Lineage: Eukaryota; Viridiplantae; Streptophyta; Magnoliopsida; Asterales; Asteraceae. Gene Ontology annotation, cellular component: cytoplasm; Cul4-RING E3 ubiquitin ligase complex. Bases 151 to 1830 code for a protein of 559 amino acids.
CUUCGAACAACCCGUGAACCCGAUCCAUAACCCUUGCCUAUAUCUAACUUUCAUAGUGCUACAUACAGUUAGUUAUACACAUCAGCAGGCAAGCAAGCUAAUGAUAUUAAACAGAGGAAAAAAAGAAAGACACAUUGAAGAACAAUCUCCAUGAUUCCUUCUUCUUCUUCUAGUUCCUCCAGGAUGUCAAUGUCAAAGAAAAGAGACCGCCCAAGCCUUGAUACCGCUGUGUUCGAUAUCUGCCGCCGUGAAAUCGGCCAUCUCUCUAACCGUAAAUUCGCCAUACGACUUGCCGCUUCUGAGGAUAUAGUCUUAAGACUUGGUCUUUUGAGGAAGCUGGAUCGACACCGUGGAUGUGUAAACACGGUUGGAUUCAAUGACAGUGGAGAUAUUCUUGUGUCUGGCUCAGAUGACAGGAAAGUUAUACUUUGGGACUGGGAAAUGGGAAGCGUUAAACUCUCAUAUCAUUCAGGCCACAUUAACAAUGUCUUUCAAGCAAAGAUCAUGCCCGGCACUGAUGAUAGAAGCAUUGUUACUUGUGCCGCCGAUGGUCAGGUGAGGCAUGCUUUGAUCCCAGAACAUGGAGAAGUGGAACCAAAAUUGCUUGGAAAACAUCGACGUAGAGCUCAUAAACUAGCCAAUGAACCUGGCAGUCCACACAUCUUUUAUACAUGUGGCGAGGAUGGAUUGGUCCAACAUUUUGAUCUAAGGACAGGGGUGGGCACACACCUAUUUACUUGCAAAUCCUUGCCCGGUAGAAAUUAUAGUAUGCAUGCUGUUGACCUUAAUUCCAUAGCUAUUGAUCCUAGGAAUCCUAAUCUGUUUGUGAUUGGUGGUUCGGAUGAAUUUACUAGAUUAUAUGAUAUCCGUCGUUAUAAAUGGGAUAGUUCAAAUAAUUUUGGUCAACCGGCUGACUAUUUUUGUCCCAAGCAUAUAGCUGGUGAUGAGAAUUUGGGUAUAACAGGAUUGGCAUACUCGGAUCAAAGUGAACUUCUUGUAUCCUACUGUGACGAGUUCAUCUAUCUUUUCUCGAAAGACAUGGGCUUGGGUAAUGAUGUAAAUCUAAUUCUAGAUAACGACUCCUGUAGUUCCAACUCAGAGACAGAAACUGAUGACAAAUGCGGGCCCCGUGUCUACAAGGGGCACAUAAAUUCUAUGACAGUGAAGGGUGUUAACUUCUUUGGACCCAAAUGUGAGUAUAUUGUUAGUGGGUCAGAUUGUGGUAGGAUGUUCAUUUGGAGAAGAAGUGAUGCAGAGCUCAUUCGUGUUCUAGAAGCAGAUAAACAAGUGGUGAACUGUAUCGAAUCACAUCCAUAUGCUGCUAUGCUCGCCAGCAGUGGGCUUGAGCGUGAUAUUAAGAUUUGGACACCGAGUGAAGUUGACAAAGCAACUCUCCCAACAGAUAUUCAUAAGGUUUUUGCUCGUCGAUUUCUUUUCCUUCCCAAUUUUGACGUUGGCUCUGGUGAUGAGUAUUACUCCAACGACUUUGAUGAUGAUAAUGAGGAUAGUUCUAUCGAUAGCGAAGACGAAGACUACCAGGAUGAAGACGACAAUGAUGAUUAUUAUGAUGACGAAGAUGAUGACAAUGAUGAUGAUGAUGAUGAUGACGACGACGACGACGAUGAUGAUGAUGAUGGUGUUGGUGUUGGUGAUGAGGAAGUGGAUGGCGACGUGAUGAUGGAGGUGGAUGGGGAGGUUGUGACAGAGGUGGAUGAUUUUACUUGUGAUGCUCAUGAAGAUCCCAUCGAGAAUGAUAUUCAGGUCUUUAAUAGUGCUAGCAAUGACGAAUAUGGUGAUUCACUUGAAGAUUUUCCCGAUGAUGAGGAAUGAUGGAAGUCUGAACCAUUGUAAAGUUGCAUGUUGUUGGGCAAUGGUGGUGGUCAGGAUGCUAAUGUUCCACUAUUUUGUUUCUUCCCGUUGAUGUUGGACAGUUGGAUGUGGAGUCUGGAUUCUCCAAGGGACAUCUGCUGCAACUGUCUUUGAUGUGAAUGAAUCUCGAUUUAUAGAAGCUAGCUGCUGAAAGCUUUGAUGUAGGACCGGGACGUUUUGUUUUUGAUUUUAUCAUUACAUUCGAUGAUAAUUUCAGCUUCGACGACAACAAUGAUAAUGGAACUUUUAGAGCUUUUUCAAAAGGCAAAUUAACGUAGCCAGUCAGGAACUGGCAUCAUGCUUCUGGUUUUUAUAUUAUGAUGAUAUUUAUAUGUUUAUUAAUAUAUAUAUAUAGAGAGAGAGGAAAGAUUUAUAGGGAUUAGUUAUUGUAAGAUAAGUAUUUAAUAAUCUUAGCUUUCAUACUUUCGAUA